GAGCAUUCUCCAUUGUCUGCCACCGUCCAUCUCGUCAGUAGGAAAAAGAAGCGCGCCUCAAAGGCCUGCUCGUGUUGCCGGACUCGCAAAAUCCGCUGCGAUGUGCUCAAGACGGGCGUUCCCUGCACAAAGUGCCAGCUCGAUGGCUUUGAAUGCGCCGUCCAGGCCCGCAAGAAGAGGCGUGGGAAGAAUGAGACGGACAAACCAUCGCCAUCGCCAAAUCAAGAGCUGACCAUCACCGGUGCGCCAAGGCCGUCGUCGCCACGCUCAAUACCGCAUCAUGCCAUGCUUCACCAGGUUCCGCACUAUCCUUUCUUCCGCAGCUUUGCCCCUGAGAGCCAGCCGUCUUUGCUGGCCGUCUCGCAGGAUAGCCGCCGUCUCUCGGGGUCCAUCAAGCAUUCCAGACUGGAUGAAGACGAUAUCCAGUAUCUCAAACGGAAGGGUGCUCUCAGCCUCCCCCCAAAGGGCGUCAUGGACGAGUUUGUGUCCAACUAUUUCCAGCUCUUCCACCCAUUCUUCCCCAUCCUCGACAAGUCCAGCUUCCUGGCCAGCUACUACAGAAGUGACCGUGGUGCUGCUGCAGCUACUGCUCACGGCCCGAGUUUGCUGCUUCUUCAGGCCAUCAUUUUCACGGCCAGUGCGACGGUGCCCAUGAGUGUUGUACGAGACGCUGGCUUCACAACUCGAAAAGAGGCAAGAAUCGUACUCCACAAAAGAGCACGGUAUCUAUACGAAUUUGAUUUCGAGUCAGACAACAUCGCAAACAUACAAGCACUCCUUCUACUGAGUCACUACUACCCAUCCAUGGUUGAGCAAAAGCACACUUGGUUUUGGAUCCACCAAGCCAUUAGUCUUGCUCAAGGACUUGGGCUGCACCGAAAUGCCAGUCAAGAGCCCCAGCGCAAACUUUGGGCCAGAAUAUGGUGGGCAUGUCUGGUGAGAGACAGGCUCACCACGCUCGGCACGGGGCGGCCAAUGCACAUCAACAGUCUGGACUGCACGGUGCCAAUGCUCACGCUUGAUGAUCUGAAAGAGGAUGGCGACAGCGAAGAUGACCGAACAGUCAAGCAAUUUUUCAUCGAGUUUGUCAAGCUUUGCCAGUACAUGGAGGGAGUGCUGUCGCUCCCUCACAACAUCGCGACGGAACCGGGAUCACUGCUCGAACAGAUUAGCCUCUGCGAAGACACCCUUCAGCACUGGCGUCUGAAUUUAGUCCCGUGCGCGAGGCUGCACGAAACAAAUGGAAGAGAUUUUGACAAACGGGGUAUCUGCACUCUCUACAGGACACUCCUACAUCUGAUGUACAAGUAA
Molecule: messenger RNA, 1311 nt
Organism: Trichoderma virens Gv29-8
Lineage: Eukaryota; Fungi; Ascomycota; Sordariomycetes; Hypocreales; Hypocreaceae
Exons: 3
Biological process (GO): DNA-templated transcription; regulation of DNA-templated transcription
Molecular function (GO): DNA binding; zinc ion binding; DNA-binding transcription factor activity, RNA polymerase II-specific
Source: RefSeq, a predicted model, not a curated record